Leishmania mexicana MHOM/GT/2001/U1103 is the source of this 768-nucleotide messenger RNA. RefSeq lists its product as hypothetical. The record is from RefSeq and is a predicted model, not a curated record. Gene Ontology annotation, molecular function: nucleic acid binding; protein binding; zinc ion binding. Bases 1 to 768 code for a protein of 255 amino acids. NCBI's taxonomy places the organism in Eukaryota, Euglenozoa, Kinetoplastea, Trypanosomatida, Trypanosomatidae. The transcript has a single exon.
AUGAGUCAUAGCCGACACAGUGAGAGGCGAGAGAGCCGCCGUGAGCGGCGGAAAGAGAGCCGCCACAGUGUCAAGAAGCACCACCAUCACCGCAGCAGUGGCGGCAGCUCUCGACAUCGUCAUAAUGUCAUUAACGAGAAAACUCCAGUGCCGCGCGACUUUCACUGCCAUAUUUGCGGCAAGCAGCACUGGACGGUGUACUGCGAUCGACUACAGCAGCAUCCGGAGAACUAUCCGCUAAUGGACGCCGAGCGGGGGUGCCGCCAGUGUGGUCAGCAGGGUCACUCGGCGUCGCAGUGCCGCAUCAAGAAGUACCUGUGUCGCGACUGCGGUGGCAUGCACGACACUCGCGACUGCAUCUUCUCCCACGUUGGCGAGGACUGGUAUGAGUUCUAUGAUCCACAGACCCGCCAUGUCUACUAUGCGAACUCUGAUGAGUCUCAAAUCCAGUGGAACCCGCCAACGCAUGAACUGGACACCAUCUACUGGUACUGUAGUCGAUGCCAGGUGAUGAUAUCCGCCAAGUUCCGCGAGUGUCUUUUGUGUCACUCCAUCCGCCCUGAGUCGAAACAACAGGAGACGCUCACAGCGGACUCGGACUCGGACAGCAGCAGCUCCAGCUCUACCUCCAGUAACAGCAGCAGCAGCGAUACCAGCUGUCUCAGCCCCAGCAGUAGCAGCUCCGGCAGUACCAGCAGCAGCGAUAGUAGCAGUGAUGACGACGACGAGCAAAGCCCUGCUGGAAGGCUCCGUGACAGAGCUUCGUAG